CAGUUAUCUGUGGGCAAGUGCUAAAAGUAGCCAGAUUGAGCCUUGCUGUUAUAAUUUAAACUUCAACAAGGUGUGCGAACAACUGCAAACAACUGCUGGAGGUACCUGGUCUUCAGAAACAGGAGAGAUUUCUUAACAUGAAGGCUGUCCUGCUGUAUCUUUGCUUCUGUAGCCUCGCUUGGGCUCAAUCAGAGCUUCAGACCCAUUACAGAAAAGGAAAGCAGAGAUGUGUUGGGGAACAUCAGAUAACAGUCAAAAGCCGUCAUUCCAAGCAUGGGUUUUACAUAUUCAAUUAUAUGUAUUCUUCUUCAAAGCCAAACAAUCAAACACAGAUUAAGAAGGAAGACAAUGUGCAUAUUUCCAAUCCUAUUCCUGAUCCUAUUCCGGAAUCCAGAGGUGUGAUUGACAGUCUUACUGAAAUUGCACAAGUGACAAAUGAUAAGGAAAAACAUUUAAGUGAAACGGGAAAAGACAGCCCGAAAAGAGCUCCUGAAAACAAUCAGAAUUUGAUUGGACAACAUGGGAACAUUAGAAACUGGGAUCUGGAUCAGCAUCCUGCAGAAUUUUUUGAAGAUAAAAGAAGGGAUGAAUUUUCUACUGGAUAUAGUACUGGCGAAAUAGAAGGAAGUGGGAAUCAUUUCCCUGAUCAAGUUGACUUCCAUCAUGCUGGCCCUAUUGGUAAUAAGGACCAUGAGGAAGAUAAAAACUACCAAGUCAUGGUGAAAGAGAAAGGUAUUCAUUCUGAGACAGCCAAUAAUAACAAGUCAAUAAAUCACAGCGAUAUCAAAAUUGGAGUAAAAGAAAAUGAUGCCAGAGUCUCUCCAGAAAUAGAGAUUUUCUUGCCUAAGAAAGCUAAGGACAGUUCCAUUGAUCUGUUACACAAGGGCAAAAACGAUAGAGAAACUUCCAAAUUAGCUAGCCAUCUUUAUGUACAAAGCAAUCUUUCUACAGAGGUCCUGGAGAAAAUUGAACCCAUAGGAACCGGAAACAAUUACAUUAAUAUUUCAAAGUCUAGUGAAAUUAAAGUAUCUAAUGAAAAAAGUAUUAGCAAUGCAACAGUGUACAAGAAAGAGGGAGAUGAAUACACUCUGAUCAUUAGUAAAUUGAAUAGGCCAAUGGAUACAUCUAAAAUUAGCAAACCACAUGACAAGGUUGAAGUGAACAUCAAUACCAUUAGUAACAGCCAGGUGCAAGAAAUUAAUGUUAACAAGGAACAUAAGAAAGAUGGAACAACUGAAGAUGUAAUUAGGGGGCAAUCCAACAAAUAUAUGGAAAUAGCCGUUCCUUCCAGAAAACAUAAGAAGGAUUAUGGGAUAGUUGAUAUCAGAGAAAGGCUAAGAAAUCAAGAGGUUAAUCCUGAUAAAACAAACAAAAAUCAAGUUACAUUGAAGGGAAAGCUUAACAGUCUUGUUGGUAGGUUUGAAGUUACCAAACCGCCUCUGAAGGGUCAAGUUACUUUCCUUACAAGAAUUUCUGACAAUGGAAGAGCAGAUCCUAAUGCAAAAGAACAAAGCAAGAAGAGUACCCUUAAAGUUGCUUUCCCCAAUGAAAAGCCUAAAGAAGAUGUUGGUUUCACCAAAACGUUUCAAAAAGAACUUGCCAAUCAUGAGAAGAUCAACAGAAACAAUGACAGAGUCUCACUGAAUGAUCCUGAAGUGAACAAGAAAAGCCAAAAGAGAUUUGGCGUUACAUUUCAAAACAUUGAUAACAAAGAAAAUACCAAUUUCCAGGUAGGUACUGGAAUGGUUGCAGAACUCAAGAGGAGUAAUACUAUAGAAUCUUCCAAGACAAAGGUAGAAUAUCAGGGUGAAAAAGCUGUUGAGUACAAAAAUGCCCUUUCUUUAUCUCACAGAUCUCAUAACAAUAUACCACAUGUUGCUCAUAUUCCCAAAAAUGGUCACCUUGAAGCUCAAGGACAUUUUUUGUCCACUGUGAAGAAAAAAGUUCCAAACACAGGCAAAAAAUCUGCUGAAGUUAGUCCUGGAGCACAUAAAAGCUAUGCAGCUAAGCCGCAUCACAGACACGUCAUUUUGAGGAGAAAGAGCAGUCAGCAUUACAAAAAGCAGCCAUCAGGGAAGAAAGUCCAUGUAAGUGAUAGCAGCCAAUCCUCCGAGAGUAAAGAAAAUAGCCGGAAUGACAGUCACCAGUCCAAAGAUUAUCAGAACGACCAGCUUGACAGUUACCGGUCAUCUGAAAGUGUUGAAAUUGACUUGUCUGCUGAAAGGAAUCUGAGUGACGAUCAUAGCCACAUGAAAGAAUCAAUGACUGCCUCUCAAGAAAAUUCCAAGGAGCUCAAAAGUACCGAUUAA
Molecule: messenger RNA, 2309 nt
Organism: Crotalus tigris (Tiger rattlesnake)
Lineage: Eukaryota; Metazoa; Chordata; Lepidosauria; Squamata; Viperidae
Exons: 5
Coding region: 138-2309 (723 amino acids)
Biological process (GO): biomineral tissue development
Cellular component (GO): extracellular matrix
Molecular function (GO): extracellular matrix protein binding
Source: RefSeq, a predicted model, not a curated record